AUGACAGGACAUACAAACGGGGUGAACGGCAUCGCCGGCUUCCGGAUACUCACAUCCGGGAUCUACGCACCUAUACCAACCUUCUUCAAGCCGGACACAGAGGAUGUCGCCAUCCAUCUUACACAUUCUGAACGUUCCGCCCUCAUCAGGACAGCGCGCAAAACCCUUGACGAUGCUGGCCUAUCGGAUGUACCCGUUAUUGCCGGCACUGGCACGGGCAGCACGCGCGAGACUUUGGAACUUUGUCACGAAGCUGCGGUGUCGGGCGCCGACUUCGCGAUCGUCAUUACGAGCGGAUACUUUGCUGCUACACUCACGAAUGACGCAUUGAAGGCUUACUUCGUAGAAGUAGCGGAGAAGAGCCCGGUUCCGGUUAUCGUUUAUAACUAUCCUGGGGCCAGUGGCGUCAUCGAUCUCGACUCGGACUUGAUCACCGAGCUUGCCGAACAGUGCCCCAACCUUUGUGGCGUUAAGCUCACAUGCGGCAACGUUGGAAAGCUCACAAGAAUUUGUGCGACUGUUUCAGAGAAAGCCUUCACGGCAUCACACCCGCGGGAAAACCCAAAUGCGCCGUUCCUCGUUCUGGGGGGCUUCGCUGACUUCAUCCUCCCCUUGACCGCCGUCAACGGCCACGGUGCCAUCAUCGGCCUCGCGAACGUCGCACCGCACGCCUGUGCAAAAUUGUUUGACAUUUCCGUCGCGUCCCUUUCAGAUCCUUCGUUGCUUCAUGAGGCGCAGCGUCUGCAGGGCAUCGUUGCUCGUGGAGAUUUCACCAUUGCAAAGGCGUCCAUAGCUGGGACUAAGUUCCUGCUCGAGAAGCUCUAUGGCUAUGGUGGCCUUCCCCGCAAACCGCUCCCGCCUAUCAGUCAUGAAGCCGCUCGGGCGCUGUGGGAGCACCCACAUGUGCAAGAACUUAUUGCGACGGAACGAAGCGGGAAGGUUUCUCAGUAG
Molecule: messenger RNA, 951 nt
Organism: Phanerochaete carnosa HHB-10118-sp
Lineage: Eukaryota; Fungi; Basidiomycota; Agaricomycetes; Polyporales; Phanerochaetaceae
Exons: 5
Coding region: 1-951 (316 amino acids)
Molecular function (GO): 4-hydroxy-tetrahydrodipicolinate synthase activity
Source: RefSeq, a predicted model, not a curated record